AUGGAUCGCAUCAAGGAGCGCAUGAACCAACUUCGUCUGGAAGCCGACGAGUCCGCCGCCAAAGUCGAAGAGCUCCAGACCAAGAUCAAGAGCCUCGAGCAAGAGAACCUCGCCAAGGAGCAGGAGAUCACUUCCCUCACACACAAGAACGGUCUCCUCGAAGCUGAGAACGAAAAGUUGGACACUUCGGUUAAGGAUCUAAAGAAGUCGGCCGACGAGAGCCAGCAACAUGGUACGCACAAUGAGACCCUACAACGAAGACUUCAGCUGCUCGAGGAAGAGGCCGAGCAGGCUGACAAGACCCUUCGUGAAACAAAUGAGAAGCUCCGCCAAACUGACGUAAAAGCCGGUCACUUUGAACGCAAGGUACAAGCCCUCGAGAACGAGCGAGACCAGUGGGAGCAGAAGUACGAGGAGAUGCACAAGAAGCACACAACCCUCCAGAAGGAGUUGGAGGAGCUUCAGGUAGAGAUCGGCAACAUCUAA
This is a messenger RNA of Xylaria bambusicola, 486 nucleotides long. Its product is annotated as putative tropomyosin. The record is from RefSeq and is a predicted model, not a curated record. NCBI's taxonomy places the organism in Eukaryota, Fungi, Ascomycota, Sordariomycetes, Xylariales, Xylariaceae. Bases 1 to 486 code for a protein of 161 amino acids. The transcript is spliced from 3 exons.